Fopius arisanus is the source of this 15314-nucleotide messenger RNA. RefSeq names its product BIR repeat containing ubiquitin-conjugating enzyme (gene Bruce). The record is from RefSeq and is a predicted model, not a curated record. The coding region runs from base 121 to 13875 and encodes 4584 amino acids. Gene Ontology annotation, biological process: regulation of cytokinesis; apoptotic process. The transcript has 10 exons. NCBI's taxonomy places the organism in Eukaryota, Metazoa, Arthropoda, Insecta, Hymenoptera, Braconidae. Gene Ontology annotation, molecular function: ubiquitin-protein transferase activity.
UUAGUGAAAUAAAGACGUUAUAAAAUACUAAAAUAACCCAUAACAAAUCAAUUAACACAUUUAGACUACAUCAUUUUUUUUAAUUUCGAGUAAUUAUUUAUUCGUAUCGACUACACAAAAAUGGCUGAUGAUGAUCCGUGGUUAUUAAAAGAAGACGGUUAUUUAAACGUUGAUACAGAGUGUAAAAGCAUUGUGUAUCAUCCGAAUUUAAACGUAUUGCUUAUCACAACUGUCGAUACCGAGGUUUACGUAUUUGAUGUCAACUUUGGUGGUAUACUUCAACGGAGUUUUUUGUCGGGUAGAGCUAAUGGAAAACUUCAAGGAGUGUAUCUUGCCGAGGGCGUAGACAAAGUACUCUACACAGAUGGCCGAGGAAUUGGCGUGAGAAGUGACUACAAUGGUGUACUCUUACUAGACACAAUACUACAAACUCCAGUAUUGAAGAGUGAAGCUGUGAUAAAAAUCGAGCUUCUCUUAUCCGAGGCCAUUCUCCUCCACCAGUGUUUGAGGUGUAUUGAUCUUCCUGGUGUUGAUAAUGUCCAGGACGUCCUCCACGAGUUGUGGACUAAAAUUCUUGCAGCACAGGCGACACAGAAGAAAGGGAUCAAAGCACAAAAAUGGAAUACAAUAUGUUUGGUACUGCCCCACGGUGUAUUGAAGCUAGUGUGCUCAGGUCUUGUUAUGGAAUUAAAGAGACAGAAUAAACACAUACCAGCGUUACCAAUAGCCUCUGCCAUAAAUGAACGACUGAACGGUCUACUUCCUGGCCUUAUAUUGGACAGUGGACCAGCUGACAAGGCCCUCAUGUUCAGUGAAGCAGCGAGACGUGAGACAUUCUCAAAAUGGCCACACAUGAAUUACAAAUGGGCAUUACCUGGACAUAUGGCACAGGCUGGCUUUUAUCAUGAGCCUAACAUAACAGCUGAGGACAGGGCAAUGUGUUUUACUUGCAACGUGUGUCUUGUUUGUUGGGAGCCAACCGAUGAGCCCUGGUCUGAACAUGAGAGACAUUCACCAGCUUGUCCAUUUGUCAAGGGUGAAUAUACCCAGAAUGUACCACUGUCUGUCACGUUAGCCACUGCCCCAGCGCGUCAAUCUACUGAUGAUGUUGAAGUUAUUGGUACUACGAAUGUUGCUGGUUUAGCCGCUACUGCAUCGCACAAUGGACUCGUCAAUGUGUGGAAUAUUACGAGUCAACUCAAGGAGGAAGUGACGUUUUACGUGUCAGUCUGCAAUCAAGAACCGAACAACAAGUCUCCAAUUCAAUUUUACGGUGCAAGAAAUCCAUCGAGCCCCUACCUAUCAACCCUCCCCACAGACCCAGAUCCCUUGAGUGACUUCAAGCCACCUCCAAGCUCCCACAAGCUCAGUCUGACAUCUCUCUCCCUCCUGGGAGGUCCCAAGCCCUCCCUGGACGACACAAAAUCCAGCACAAGCACCAGCAGUACCUCCUCCAAUCCUCUCCUCCUGGACAUCCCCGACACGAGCAUAAGGCCCUGCCUGGUAAGUGGUGUCACAGUGAAUUCUUUCAGUAGCAGUAGCCAACUUAGGACACUGGAGAACGUGUGGGCCUCAACUGAUCUGGCCCCAUCUGCCUCUCUCGUUCGGGCUAUGAACAGUGUUAACAGUGCUGCGAGUGAUAGUUUAGACAUAAUGAAAGUAGCUGCUGACAAAUACACAACCCUGAAACAUCAUUAUCUCGUCGUCUACGAUUUUCAUCACAAAGCAGCGCCCCAGAGUAGUAAAGACGAUCCCCCCAAGCCAGGUAAAACCAAGAAGACAUUAUCAGGGACUGGCACCAGUGCAAGUUCAACUGGUGGUCGCCAGGAGAAUAUUUACCAGGAGAUAUACAUGUCGAAGUUGCUGUACGAAGCACCAGUGAUCGAGGACGUGGACUCGGAGAUGGUAGUGGGGACUCACUUCGAUGGAAUGUUUACUGCAACGGGUUUAACUGCCUCCUCAUCGAAUACCCUGUAUGCCCCAUCCUUUGGCUACAGUGCAGCCCCUCCCUCAACGAGUCCUUACGACGCCAAUUUCAAUCCCAUAAAUGGCACAGAACAAUUUGCCUCGACCUCGGAGCUCGUCUCAAUCACCAAAAAGUCAGAGAUGUCUAAACCGAUAAAGGAGGAUCCAGUCGUUCUCCAGACAAUCUCUAUUGACGCCCCCUCCUCUCUGAGAAUAACUUACAUAGGCCCCACCAAAGAUAGAAGACAUCUCAUUGUCACUCUGUCUCCACCUCCCACAUCCCGGACAGAGCCAACACCACCGAUGACAAAUCAAAUGGAUAUCGACGAAGAGAGUGAAUUCUUUUCACCAAAGAGCUACAUGUACUGGGACCAAAAUGACGGAUCAACAAAACUCCUGAAUGGGGAGAAUCACAACGAGUCAUCGACCCCAGAGAAUUCUCUCCUUUUGAUCUAUGCCCUUGAUUUCACCGAUAAAGUACCAAAAAUAAUUCCAGAUCCCCUGAUUAAACGAGAGCUCUCUCCAGAGCAAACACCAGUAGAGUGGGUUCUUCUUCCACUCCAGGAGAAGCAUCGAAUAAAUUCGAUCUCCACCGAGCCCAAAGGACAGAUAGCCCUAGUCUGCAAGGACGGAGUUGUUCGACUCCUGGAAUUGAAUACCUUGAAGAUAGUGACCGAGGCUAGAUCAGAGACUGAAAAAUUCAUCUCGGCAGCCUAUUGUAACAGAUUGGAGAGACUCUGCGCCUGCAGCAGCACUGGGUCCUUGAGGUUUUUUGCGACAACCGAGGAGGACGACUCUGGUGAGGAGAAAGAGGAGACAGAGGACAUUAAUAUGAUGGUGACAGAUACUGGGGCUGUCACCAAUGACCAGAUAACCCCCAGCACCUCAACAUCAUCUUCAGCUUAUCAGGAGCCUAUAAUCGCCCACAGAUCGAACUUGACUUAUCCAGACCUCAAGGCCCUCUACGACUUGACUAAAUUUGACAAGCAUUUUCCAGCUUAUAGUGCCACAGUUCCCUCAUGUUGGAGUGAGAUGAUGCAAGCACAGCGACAGCGUCGAUACCCACAGCAUCUUCACCAGUCGGAGGACCAGCAUCACACAAGAACCUGGAGACUCCAGAAUGACGCUACAACCUGGGAUGAACACGUGUUCGAGCUGACAUUACCCAGAAAUGUUGCUGAGGGGAUUGGACAGGUGGACGUGAGGUUCUCCCUGCAUUCACCUUGUCUCGAGCCCCCGACGAUACAAGUGACACUUCUCAAGCAGAACAUAACAGGUCUGGGGCACCACAAGUCCCCACUGACACCAGUCGACGAGCGAAUACACUUCAACAUCAGCAAUGAUCAGAAAGGGGAGAAUCCAAUAGUAAGUGAGGAAUACCAACGUCAGCACAACACUGAAAUUCUAUGUGGUCCCAUUAACCUGAAACGCUGUAUGGAUUUGUCCGAUCACUCUGGCUGUGUCACCCUGACGAGCCCAAAAUUAUUCAGAGCUAAAGCGCGAACUCUACUGGUUCACAUCAAAGCCCUCAUCGAUCCUGCCAAGGAUCAAUCUGGAAGUGGUGCCAGUGGAUCAAAGAGCAGAAUAAAUCUGCUCGAGACAAAGCCACCAACAUCGAAAAAAUUGAGGAUCGACGACGCCGGACCUUUCCUACCUGGUGCUGCAGUCGAAAGAAUAGCAGCUAGUGCGAACAAGAAACUCGAGUACUACAUCGGCUGCGACUGGAUUCAUGAGAUUUCAAUUACAGUCAGAUCAGUCCAGCCAACGACCAUGCCCAUGGAGAGAAUGCAACGCUGGGUCAUGCUGGAGUCCACUCUGUUCACUGAGAAUCUUCUGAACGUUGCUUGCCUCCAGGGAAGUGACAAAUUUCUCGUGUGUCAGUCACUGGCACUUGAUAUCCUCGUGUGGGUGACUGCCAUCAGACUGGCCAGGCUCAGAGUGGGACAGCAUGCCGCUGAGGCCAAGGCCAUGCAGUUAGACACCAUCAGGUGCAUUCAGGGGAGACUUCCAAGUCUUUUACGUACAUGCAUUUUCAAUGCUGGCAGGAGUAUUGCUCAUAAGUGCGUUAAACUCAUUGUCAUCUGCAGUGAGGGCCUCAGGAACCUCGAGGAUGUCACGGCUAACUCGUUCGACGAGGCAGUUCUCUCAGUAAUUGUCUCGCUAUUCCCGGGAGUCGUUGGCAUCCAGUGGGCAGGAUCUCUCAGGUGGCUCUCUGUUCUCAUCACCAGACUAUUGCCCCUGGACAAGAGUCACAGCGUUGCUCAACAGUGUAUCAAUAUUCUUCAGCAGAUAUCUGGGGAAAUGUCCAACAGGGUGAAUCCCUAUCACCUUUUACUGGCAACUAGAUUUGGAUUUUAUAAUAAUCCAUUUGAGACUGAGCUGUUUGACAUGGAACCACCGAUACCACCAAAAUUCAGCUCAGCACCACUGACUUAUGCAUCGGUGGUCAAUGGGGAACAGACAACUUCCUCGAUAACCACUGCCACCACUCAUUACACUCAGGACCAUAUCGAUCUGCGGGAUUUGCUCACUCUACCCACCAAUCCCAACAGUGAUCUGGUGGUUCCCAGUAAAUUGAAGGCAUUGUGCACUAAUCACAGUAUGAAGGGACUGCUGGAGGUUGAGCCACUACAUUUUACCUGUCACGGAGCUUCUGAUGGUACGAAGAUGGAGAAAAUUGAUCCUGGGGUAAGUGCCAUCAAUUUGGGGAAUUUAUUCGAGAGCUCUGGAAAUGGGGGAAGUGAUUUGAAAAGUGUCCAAUCGAAUUUUGGAGAGGAAAUGAAUUUUCCCUGGGGAAGACUUCUCUGUUGGCCACCCCAGCAGGCUCUUGUAGUCGAGAGAAUGCACUCUGGGGCGAGGAGAUUCGUUACCCUGGAUUUUGGCUCACCCAUUCUACUGACAGACCUAAUGAUUCCAUCGUGUAGCGAUCUCGUGUCCCUCUCCAUUGAUAUCUGGUCGAAGAGUGAGGAAGGAGAUGGAACGAGACUCGUUGUGGCUGGAGAUAUUGGUACAAAACCUCUGGUGGUAAAUGACCUACAGCCACCACCUGUCUGUAGAUACCUGAAGAUAACGACGAUUGGUCGAUAUGGGAUGACAACGACGAGGUGUAAGAUCCCUCUGGGGAUGUUCUAUGGUCACAUGGUGGUACUUCCUGGUGAGGAUUAUGCAGAGGUAUCAGAUCCAGGUCGUUCUGAGGUAAAUGGACAUCCUGAUGUGAAUCUUCUAGCAAUGAUUGACUCACAGUGCAGUAUUCUGUCAGCUCUUGCUGAGGAUGUGCAGUGUAGGUUUAGCCUUGCAACUGAAAGGCUAAAGACUCUUCUCGAUCCUCUUCUUUGCACCGAGACCCCCAACGUCAUGCACAUGCAGCAUUAUUUGUGCAAGGGAAAGAAUACAGCUGAGGGCAAGGAGCAGCCAUCGUCCAAAAUUUUGACUACUUACCAGGAGUGCAUCAUGUUCCAGCAUCAGUUGAACGUCGUGAGAGGUGUUUGGAGGAGAUUGGAGGCAUGGAAAGGACCCAGUUCACCUCCAAACGUACAACUCGCUAAUGUUCCUAGUGAUAAAUUACGAAUUCUCGGGGAGACUUUGUCCGAUAUUCUACUCUACACGAUGUACGAGAUUGGUCCAGUGCCCCCAGUACCAACAUCUCUAUGUGAAAUAUUCACACCAACAAUUUGCGAGAGAUUUUUCCACUCUGUUUGUGUCGUAACACCAGCACCAAGACUCCAGCUCCAUGCAGCAGCACUUCUGGCAAGAGUCGCUGGACAUCAGCCAUGGUGGGGGAACUUCCUGGCGAAUACUCUGGUUAAUCUAUACUCAACAUCCUCCACCUACAUAUUCCCACAGGACAGGGUUUUCAUACUGCUGACAUUCCUGGGACGAAAGUCACUGAUGGCAGGGGCCAAUAAAUCAUCGGUUGUCGACGCUAUGGUACGCACACUGGGUCGACUCCUGGUGCCACUUUCAAACGGCCAAUCCACAACUGUAAGACUCGAUACAACUCUCAUUGGAUGGGUUCUUCUCUUUCUCUCUGUGUGUUUGGACACAACUGCCACUCAAUCCAUUUGCUCUGACGAUAAUAAUGACAAGAACAAGGAGCACGGAGUAUCAUCUCGCUGGGAAUUUCUCCAGGGUGAAUCCGCUAUGCACCGUAAAUACGUGUCAGCGAGCAGAUCAUCUGCCUCACGAAAUUACAGGAAGAAGAUACAGAAGCGUCUGAUGCAUCAUAAACAGCAGCUCCAGGACAUUGAACAAGCGAAGAAGGGAACACAGUUACCCUCAACUCAGAGCUACACUUGGUCGACCAUCAGUCAGAUUCCAGCUGUUUUCUCCACCAAACUGGAAGUGCUGAAGUCCCACGAGAGAAAUCUCAAGAAAACCCUGAAGCAACACUCGGCUUUCAAGCAUUUCAAGGACAUGAUGAGGCGAAACGAGGCACUACACGUUUCAAGAGGCCCUCGAAGCCAGUCCUCUUCGAGUACACGAUCAGAGCCUCCAGAGAUUGACUUAGACUGUCUGACAAAUCUCUCCCAUCAGCAUGUGCUUCCAGUGGCCCGUGGUCUAAUCUCCCUGAUACUCAACAAUUCCUCAAACGUCGAUAUGUUCCUCCUAGCUUGCAAGGUUGUUGCUCGUCUGGUAGUGUCCACUCGUCCAGUGAUUAUCCUGGGCGAGCUGAUGAACGAGGAUCAGCUCAUGAAACUAAUUAAACUGGCAACAGGCAGCUCAGACACCGCCUGGUCAUCUCACGCCAUCAGCUGCCUCCUGCAGGACCUCCUCGAGGGUGGGAGACUCUUCCCCAAGCCCUCACCUUCCACAGACCCUCCAUCAGAGGGAAAUUUCGAUGGUUUGGGAGGAGAUGACUCUCAACCCCCUCAAGAGGACUUGGCUGGUGUUGCUGGCACUAGUGGGUCGACAACAGUCGUCAACGACGAGGGAUUUGCCGAUGGCGAUGGCGACGAAGACACUCAAGACAGCAUUGCAGCUCCUCCCAUAGCCUCCACCUCAAAAUCAAAUGGUUUCGAGCUCUCUUCCUUCCUCGACUCCGAUGACAGCGAACUCGAGGAGUUCCUCGACGAUAUUCUCGAGCGUGGAAAAAACAUGCUGAGAAAGGGAAAUGCUAUAACAAAGCUGCCACCAUCAGCGAGCUCUGGUAUAUCCUUGGCACUGGAUGCAAGACUGGAGUACGGAGUUGAAAUGGGAGUGGAGAUCUCCCUCAGGAGAUACUCCACCCUGGGGGCUUACAAUCUACCUCUCAGCAUAAACGCCACUAUUCAAACCCCAAUAGAGAGCAAUCGCUCCCAGGCAGGUGGGACAAGAGCCUCCGGAUGGACCGACAGAGGACAGGACAUCAGAAUGCCAGCAGAGCCCUCACCCUCAAGCCUCUCGAUGCUCACUCGGUGCUUCGACAGAAUAUUUACUGAUCUCUCCCUCCAGGACUCCAAUACCAGUCUCGAACUCGUUCUCCAACUGUGGCUUACCCUCAAUCUCGAUGCAACAGUUGAUUCAACCUCAACUCAAUUUGACUCCUCAUUAGUCCCAGUAAUUCCUCUGAGCUCCACUGCAAUAUCCGGUUUGAUAGCUGCAUUACUCUGGAAUCCAGUGUCCUUGAGGGCGUGGUGUCUAGCCCUGCAGACGCUUACACUCACCAGCAAUGAGCCAAUGCCCUCGGAUCACGUGGACCCCAGCAUCAGUACACCACUCGAUGGACUCCUUGGAGGAAUGGCGAGUUGUAUUGUCAAGGACAGAAAUAUGGGGGCAAUGUUGCUGAGGCUUUUAUCAGGUAAUGGCUUGAGCGUGGAGCCCAGGGACAAGCAGUACAUGAUGGCAGGGCCCAGGGUGUGUUUAGCCCUCCAGGAUUUUCUCGUGAGAUUGGAGAUGAGGUGUGACGUAAUUACACCAGGCAGUUCCCUGGGAAAUGCCUUGAAGGAGCUUCUUCUCCGGGUCGUCUACCAGCUGGUGCAACCUGGGGGUGCCCUUGUGGCUAGAAGAGGUCCCCUCGAUGCCCAGUGCAUCCUCAUCACCUCGUUGAUCAAUCUGAACUUCACGAAUACCGAUCUUGGUACAGCAAUGAGUAUAACUGAGUGCGUGGGAGUUCUGGUGUCGAGUUACGUCAGAGGUGCCAGAGUUGGGGUGCAGUGCAGCGGUGCAGUGGACAUUCCAAAUCAAUCUGGGAGUUUUGGUGGGCUUUUUGCGUGUGUUCUAGGAGGUGGACCACGUCAGGGACGACCCACCAGCUGGGAUACCCUCGUUGUGGCACUCAUCAAGCUAGUCUGCAGACUCGUCCAGACACCCCUGCCCUCGAGACUCUCCAAGACCGACAGCUCCGCUGACAUGGAAGUGGCUGAGACCUCGAGAUCAGAUAUCAAUCAAAUCGGCUCACAGACGGACGAGAGUAAAGUCGCGGAGCAGACGUCAAUGAGGAUGAGCCAGGGUGCAAUACCCAAACCAAAACAUCCUUGCGUUACUGACACUGUACUCCAGCAUGAGCCCACGAUGAUGAGGCUCCUGGGGGCCCUCGGUUCGAGUACUAGAUCCUCAUUAGCAAUGUUAUUUGGGGAAGAAGCUGCAACUGGAGCUGUCUCAGAGCUCGGAGAUCCUGCCUCUAUCCCAGACGCCACUUUCCAACUUCUGAUGACUCUCAUGAGAAAAGCCACCAGUCCCAACCUGGUGCUCAAUCCUCUGUACCGAUAUUUGUCAUCCACCCACGAACAAAUGAGUAAUGAUCGACAAUUGGGUGUUAUGCAACUGUCAGAGCCCCUUCUAUGGUACAUUCUGAAAGUCCUAGAUAACGAAGCAUCAUUAUCAGCCUUCACCUUGAUGGGAGGGGUUAAAGUCCUGUGUGAAAAUAUGGUCAAGUCCUCGACUGUUAAUCAGACCAACACUGGGGCCUCUACUCCUGGUGUAAUCGCCCUCGUCAUGCAGCAUCUCUCUAAUGCUCCUAAUCUGGCCGCUGCCACUGCAACCACGAGCAAAAAAUCCUCAGGUACUCUGGAGACUUACGAGGAUGGGAUUCUGAAUUUCGCUCCACUCGGGACAAUUUCCUGGGUGAAGCCCAUGGUGGAGCCUGCUGAUGUACUCAUACAGAGUGCAGCACCUCACAGAAGGGCAAGGACAGCAGCCUGGAGUUAUCAUUUCUUCCCGGGAGAGGCCUGGGUAGAUUUGACUAUCACUCUACCUUGUGCUAUUUUACUCCGAGAAGUGGAACUCCAGCCUCACCUCACCUCCUUGGCGACCUGCCCCUCAGCAGUGGCAUUAGAGAUUUCUCGAGAAGGCAACACUGAUUUGACACCAAUCUGUCCCCCAAUGCUGACAGCUGGAUUAACAUUCAUCAGGUUGACAUUGUCACAGCCUGAGGUUGCAACGUCAGUCCUCGUGAGGCUGUACAAACCCAGGGACUCCACAAAUAUAAGUCUCAGUCAGAUUAGAAUCCUCGGGACCACAGCAUUCGGUGAGAUAAAAUCUAGGAACGAGACAAUUGAUGAAGAGCAAUUCACGAGAACGAGUUUGGGAUGGCUGAGGCUUGUCCAUCAGUGUCUGUCUGUCAGCGCUUUAUCCUCAAGUCUCUCCAAGGAAGUUCUCAACUCUGCAGCAGCUGUGGAGGGACUUGUUGAAGCCUGCUGCAGUCUCCUGCUCCUGCCAGCUCCAUCCCUCUUCACACCAAACCUCGAGAGAGUUCUCCUCCAGCUUGGACUCCACUCCAAGGAACUCGGACUGAGAUUAAUCAGUUUAUUAUUGAACAACAGGUGUGCACCUCUGUUUGGUGUUACCACUCAGAAGGCAUCAACAGUUCAGCUGGUGGUUGAAUUGCUCCAGCAGUUGUGCUCCUCCCAGGAUUCAGGAACAGAAGCGAGAAUUACCGCAGUGCUGACGUGGCUUCAUACAUCUGCAAUGAACAGUGUAGCUAGAUCACACCAGAAUAAUCCAAAUGUCGUGAGUCCACCGGCGAUUUACGUGCACUGCAUCUCGACGAUCAUCUGGAAGGCCCACGAGCUUAGAGAUCGAAUGUACAAUCUAGAAGAGCUUCUCAGCGAUGAUCUCUUUAAUUCUCUGUACCAGUGGACCCUCUCCCUGGAGACAUAUUCGGCCCUGAAACAGGCGAUCGAUGCCACCCUCUGUGCACUAUGUCACGUCAGGCCAUCGCUCUUUCCUCUUCUCCUCCAACGAGUGAGAAUUCUCGUUCCCAAUUUGGCGACCGAUCACUCAGCCUCGAUCUCGGAUGACAGAAAAGAGAGCGAGGGACAGACUGACGACAGAAAGAGCGAGUCCGAUGCUGAGGAGUGGUACUCCAGGCUGCAACUGCCUGAGUACAAGUGUCUACAGUUGACUGAGGGACAGCUGCUGACAGUUGCUGCUGCAGCCAGAUCACCACCUGGUAUUCAACAGCUCAUUGACUCUGGAUUACCUGCUCUUCUUGUCACCAGUAUCAAGGAUUUUUGCAAACACGAGAGUGGCGAGGAGUGCGGAGAGGGGAGUGCCUUGACUGACAGUGAUAAAGCCAGUGAGGCUUUUGGCCAGAAUAAUGGGGGACUCAAUAUGAUGGAUCCUGACAGCGUGGCUACGGUCCUAGAAUUUCUCACGCUCGUCUGCUCCGAGGGAAAGAUGAGGGAUUGGCUGGGUAGAGAGGGACGGGGAUUCUGGCUGCCACUUGCUUCGUUACUCAGCAAUAGACCGGUGGAAAAUCCUUCUAUUACUUUUGCUAGAAUGAACGUCUCGUACACCAGAUUGGAAUCAGCGAUGAUAAAAUUCUUGUCUCGCUGUUGCUGGUGUCACCCUAAUAAUCAGAAAUUAUUGGCCGAGCUAUUGACAGAUGUAAUUCUGCAGCAGAGAGUUUCAUCAAAUGUACGAUAUCUUCACGGAAUUUCGGGAUUUACGCGGAGAUUGAUCCUCCAACUGUUGCUCGAGGGUGAGAAGGUGCUCGUUUCAGUGAGAUCAGAGACAUCGAUGACAGUUACCACUGGUGGUGGCAAUACUGUUCCCUCGAUGCCACCCCAUCCAGAACAUCCACUUGGACAUUAUCAUCAGUUACUCUACAUUUCUACCCAGUCCACCGUGGCUGAUAUAUUGCAACAGGUGUCCGGUGCUUGGCUCACUUUGCUCCUACCGAAUACAUAUAAGGAGAGUGAGACUAAUAAAAAUGAAAGGAAUCAGGAGUGGAAGGAAGUAGGAUUGGCAUUCAUGGUAGACACCCUGAGCGUUGCUGCUGGAAAUACUGCCAAGGAUAAACGUGCCAAGGAGGCGUCCAACAGGUCACAGGCCCGUGGACCCAUCAUUAGAAAGCCCCGUUUAGGCUCCGAGGGCACGUCAUCCUCGAAGGGUACCUCGAGUACUCAGGGCUCAUCGACCACCUCAAGCCAACAGUAUUUAACCCACUCAUCCCGACCAAAUUCCCCACUUCUCCCCCAGCUCUGUAUCUCUCAGCUCCUAGCCAUUGCCGAAGACUCAGGUCUCUCCCUCUCAGAGCCCUGCCUCCACCUGGUGCUCCGUCAGCGUACAAAAGACACGAAAGACGAUACCCCACACUUCGAGGACAGCGAUCUCCUGACUUACAGAAGAAUCGAGAGUGCCCUGGGAGUUUUUUCGUCAGGAGGUGGACUCGCAGUCCUAGCUAAGCAUCUGCCCCUGGUUUAUCCAGAGAGUGGUCGAGCCCCAGUGUUACCUGAGAAAUCGCCAUCCCCAGAGCAGACAGACGCCGAAUGGGUGAAGGUGGAAGCGAGUGAGGACAUCUACGAGGACGUGGAGGAGGGUGGGGUCAGCACAUCUCCCAGAUCGACUCCACCAGCGCCCCACGUACCCCUGCACUCUUUGGCAGCUUUUGGACUGUUUCUGCGCCUUCCGGGGUAUGCAGAAGUCCUCCUACGAGACCGAAAGCAGGCGCAGUGUCUUCUGAGACUUGCCCUUGGUGUCACAGACGACGGAGAGGGUGGAGACAUUCUGGGCUCACCCCUGGCAGCUUCACUCCCCACUCUUCCCUUCCAAGUACUCAAACAACUCCUGGAGGCAACUCCACCGACCACUGAUGACGGACAACUCCUUCGAAGGACAAUGGUGGACAUUGGUGCUGUUCUCCUACUCCUCAACUGUCUUGCUAUUUUUACUCAUCAAACAACAACCUACAACGAUAAUCCUGAUCAACGUAUUGGACAGACUGGAGGUCGUAGUGAUGACAAAUCCCACCUAUACUGGGCGAAAGGCACUGGUUUUGGUACUGGAUCGACCCAGCAGUCCUGGAACGUCGAGCAGGCACUCCUGCGUCAAAGAUCUGAAGAGGAGCACGUGACAGUUUUGCUGAGAGUCCUCGCCAGUUACAUUGGACAUGGGGGUGGGCCCCAGAGGGAGCUUCCAGGCACCUUCUCCGAGCUCAUGGCUAGAUCCUGCCUCCUGCCAGCCCUCUCCUCCUACCUGAGAAAUGACUCGGUUCUGGACAUGGCACGGCACAUUCCCCUUUAUCGAGCUGUUCUCCAGCUGUUGAGAUCCAUGGCACUCGCACCACAAUUGGCACCACUCCUACUACCAAGGGCCAGCAGAUCUGGUGAUCCCUCCAUUGUAUCGUUACUCUCCAGCAUGAGAGUGUGUGUUGACACGUACGUUCACAAGAUCAACAGGACAAGGGGAAAUAAAUCAAAGUCUCUGCCAAAGUAUCCCGAUGAUUCUGAGGACGAGGGACUUGCCACGUUGAUCCCUGAUAUUCAGGAGAGUGCGACAAUCGUGCAGAAUGCAACGUCGAGACUCGCUGCCACUGGGGAAGACCUGGCUGGACCCAGUCCAACAGCACCAGAGUUACAUCUGCGAUCUCUCGAGCAGAGGUACCUCGAGGUAAUGAAGAGUCUGCAGUUCGAUACCUAUGAGAUGAUUGCUGAGAAUUCUGAUGGUGGGGGAUACAAGUUUGUUGUCUCUUAUCACUUUGAGUCGAAUAUGAGAGCUGCUGGGGACAGGAGUCAUCCUGCCAGGGUGAAGAGGCUAGCACAAGAGGCCGUCACUCUGUCCACGGCUCUUCCUCUGUCUUAUAGCAGCAGUGUAUUCGUUAGAUGUGAUACUGAUCGACUUGAUAUCAUGAAAGUACUCAUCACUGGACCUGCUGAGACACCGUAUGCCAAUGGAUGCUUCGAGUUUGAUGUCUAUUUUCCACCGGAUUAUCCUAAUAGUCCCAUGCUCAUUAAUUUAGAGACCACUGGGAGACACAGUGUCAGGUUCAAUCCUAAUUUGUAUAAUGAUGGGAAGGUCUGUCUCAGUGUACUCAAUACUUGGCAUGGAAGACCGGAGGAAAAGUGGAACGCACACACCAGCAGUUUUCUUCAGGUUUUGGUGUCGAUUCAAUCACUCAUUCUCGUCCCAGAGCCCUAUUUCAAUGAACCUGGAUACGAGAGGUCCAGGGGAACUUCCAGUGGCGCACAAUCUAGUCAAGAGUACAAUGCGAAUGUCUGUUUCGCUACUGUCAAGUGGGCCAUGCUGGAUCAGAUCAUCAAUCCAUGUCCUUGUUUCAAAGAGGUGAUUCAUACACACUUCUGGAUAAAGAGACAUGAAAUAGUUGCACAAUUGGAGAGUUGGAUAAUGGACAUGGAGAUGCACGGAUCAGACAGGAAGUCUGCUCGUACAAUAUCACUGAAUGCACUAGCACUCAGGAGACAUUACAGACUAUUGAGAGAUGCCCUUAAUAAGCUGCCAACCCCUGAGGGUCUUGAGGAUUUAGCAGAGCCCCUGCAGUCACCAGCGACUUCUCUGGAGCUUGCAGGUACCCCAAGUACCCCAAGUACACCACCAACAAGUUCAACAACAACAACACCACUGGCACCAGUGCCCCCAUCACUCACAGACUCAGUACCAUCCCUCAACAACGCCAGUGCUAGUAAUCACCUGCAUCACGACAUUGACACCGACGUGGAAAUGGAGAAAAUGGUCUCGAAAGUCUGUGAAUAGCUAAUGGAUGUUGAUAGAGAUUGUUGGACGUUUCUAAAAAGUCUAUUUGACAGUGUUAUAAACAUUCAUAACUGAAUUUCAAUCAUAAAAAAUGGAUAAAUAAUCCAAAAAAAAAGAAUAACUCAAGGAUCAAAGUGGUCGAACGCUUAAAUAAUUCAAAAAGAAAGAUGAUAGUCACAAAAAUGUGAUUCUUUGUUUACCAUUGGAUUUAUUCUUAUUUUAUUUCGUUUUUUUUCUUGUUCAUUAUUUUUUUAGUUCGUAGUUAAAGAGAGGGAAAAGCUCGAAUUUGUGCGCGAGUGAAUGACUAUUUUUUCCACAUGUUGCAGAUGAUUAUGAUACUUCCAUUAUUGGGGGGAGUACUUGAGGGGAAUGGCAUGGAGAAAAAGCGGAUGUACACGUGAUUAAAAAGAAUGGAAAUAAAGUAGUGGUGAGGGGAGGGAGAUGUGGGAGUUGAUGUUUGUAGUGAUGUACUUGAUUGCUAUAAAUGUACACUUGGAAUUCUACUGCUGUUGUCCUCCAUGCUUAGUACAUUGAUGAUUUUCUCCUCCUUUCUAUUGUCCCCCCCCCCCUUUUUUUUCAUUUUUUUCCCAUUUUUCAUGCAAUCUUGACUGAGAUUUUCGCAAAAACCCCAGAUCGUUUUGUUAAGAAAAGAGAAUAUAUUGCGUAUGGAAUUAAUGGCCUCUUUGAUGUUAUUAGAAUGAACGGAGUGUAUUUGUUCAAUAUUUCUCGUAGAAUUGACGAAGUUGUUUCACGUCGACGAAAUUUUUUCUGCCUCUGGGGUGAGGCUGCCAGUGAAAUAAAUGAAUAAUUUUGUUUCACGUCGGAUGAUUAACAGAGAUGCGCUCAUUGAAUUUUAUUUCAUUUUCCGCAUUGCAUUUUUCAUGAAUUAUCAUUUAUUUUCGUGCAUUUAUCGGGAUUUUUGUCGUGAAUUUGGAACAAAUUCGUCGAUUCCUGAGGAAUUUUUCAUUAUUUUACAUUUUUAACUGAUAAUUUCGUUUAAUUCCUCGAUGACAGCCAUAUACCCCGCAAUAUUAAUGAAUAAUCCUAGUUAAAAUAACGAAGUGGAAGAUUAUACAUUGGGUGAAUCUGAAAAUAAAUAAUGAUAAUGAGAAGUACAAGUGGGUGGGAGUGGUAAAAUCGAUCGAAUAAAGUGUAAAUAAAAAAUUGCCAAUAAGUUAGAAAGUCGUAUUAAACGCAUACGUGUUUCUAUUUUUAAGAAAUGAAGAGAUAAAUAAUUGAAGGAAUACGAGAAAAUGAUGGAUAACAAUAGCAACAAGGAAUGGAUAAAACAGCCAUUGCCCUGAAGUGUAAAUGGGAUAAUCGUAAAAUUUAGAUAAAUCGAUCGAUUCAGUCGAUUACACUUUCAUAAAGUGGCGAUGUAUGAGGCUAGACAAGAAGUGUGUUAAUAGUUAUUUAUAAUAAACGAGUAUUACCAUUUA